AUGGCUCAUACGUCAAAAGCUUACGUCUACCUUCGAUUUUGCGGUCCCCAGAAUUGUGUUCCAUUCCCUGGCGAUCCGCCGGAUAGAGUGUUCUCAUUCUUGUGCACCGUUUUCCAGACACGCAUACCACCCAAGUCGCUUGUUUAUCCUAGAUUCCAAGUUGGACCAGGGAUGGAAACGCUGGAGGAGAGCAGCGAGUUUUUCUUCCAACGGAAAUGCCGAGAUUGGCCACCACAUCUGCUGGGUUACUGCGUGGCGACUUUACCGGUUACCAACGAUGUCUACGCUGGAAUUCUGUCAGAUUUACGAAGCACACUGUCUCUGCCUCCUAUUCUCCGACCAAGUGUUGUGCUUCAGUCAUCGUCAUCCUCCUCUCUCAUGUCCCAAUACGAAUCGGACCCUUCUGUUACAGUGCAUCCUUACGCUCAGCUUUUUCGCGGGUCCCCAUCCAGUCCUGACCUUCCGAAUGGUGCACGUGGAACAUCGUUCUUCGUACUUUCCUAUCCGUGCAUCACUGCGAAGAAUCCAGAUAUCUUGUACCGAUCUCGAGAGCCUCAUACGUCAUCACGGUUUAGUUCGGAACUAUUGAACGUCGACCCUACACAAGGUCUUCGGGAUAUGCGUCUGAGGAAGUUUCCUCGAGUCUAA
Molecule: messenger RNA, 648 nt
Organism: Guyanagaster necrorhizus
Lineage: Eukaryota; Fungi; Basidiomycota; Agaricomycetes; Agaricales; Physalacriaceae
Exons: 7
Coding region: 1-648 (215 amino acids)
Source: RefSeq, a predicted model, not a curated record